Molecule: messenger RNA, 1321 nt
Organism: Aspergillus ibericus CBS 121593
Lineage: Eukaryota; Fungi; Ascomycota; Eurotiomycetes; Eurotiales; Aspergillaceae
Product: spherulation-specific family 4 protein
Exons: 3
Coding region: 173-1204 (343 amino acids)
Source: RefSeq, a predicted model, not a curated record
GGGGAGCCGUCAUUUCAGCGCCAAACCUGUCACUCUUUGUCUACCCUCCUUCUAUAUAAGCUGUCAGUCCCGCCGGCGACUUCACUGGGUUGAUUUGAUCCUCAGCUUCUGGAAAGCCUCUGCCGUCUUUCGAUUCAACUUUCGUCGUUCUUUCAUCAUUCACUCGUUCAUCAUGUUCGGUAACCCUUCGCGCCUCGUCCUGGGGAUGCUCGGCUGUAUGGCCAUGCUUCCCAGUCAGGUUACAGCAGACCAUAUGCGCUACGGUCGUCGUCACCACCAUCUCGCUACGCUCGCUCAGGCUCCCACUGCAGCCCCUGAGGCGGAUUCUUGUGGUUUUGAGUCUGUAUCCACCACACCUGUUUCCGUCGCUACCGCUGCCUAUGCCACGGUCUCGGCCUCUGCUUACGCAUCCGCUUCUGCUUCUGCUUCUGCUUCUGCCUCAGUCUCGGCGGCAUCAAUCAACAGCACCAGCGCCAAGGUCAUCAUCCCGUUCUACGUUUAUCCCAACCCGGGAGCCUGGACCCCCAUGGAGGAACUGGUUGCUUCCUACCCCAACGUUCACUUCACCAUCAUCAUCAACCCCGACAGCGGCCCCGGCUCCAGCAGUCUCCCGGACAGCAACUUCCUGUCGGCAGUGCCCAAACUCACCAGCUACAGCAACGUGCUGGCCAUCGGCUAUGUUCCUACUCAGAAGGGUACCCGCGCGAUUGCAGACGUCGAGAACGACAUCAAGACCUAUGCGGGCUGGCCCACUGCCUCCGGAAACUCCUCUUUCGCCGUGCACGGCAUCUUCCUCGAUGAGGCCCCCAACGCCUACAGCGCCGAACUGGUCUCGUACUACCAGCAGUUGACCACGUUGAUCAAGGAUAGUGAUGGUCUCGGACCGGAGAAUUACGUCGUAACCAACCCCGGCACGGUCCCCGACUCCGCCUACCUCAGCAUUCCCGACUCAACCGUCGUCUUCGAGUCUCCCUACGACUCCUUCCUGAGCGCCGUCUCGGCCAACACCUUCGCCAGUAUUCGUGGCGGGAACCACAGCUCCAUGGCCUCUAUGGUCUACUCGGUCCCGCAGACCGUGCAUCUCCCGACUUUGAUCGCGCAGGUGGGUAACAUCUCCGAUCAGAUCUUUUUGGGUAAUACCAGCACGUACGAUGUAUAUAACUCGUACAUGAAUGAGGUGAUUCCGUUGUUGCCGAAUGCGUGAGCAGAUCCCUAGGGGGUAUCGUGGUUGGAUGGUAUCGAUCUUUCUUUCUUGUCGCUCGUUGAGUAUCUUCUUGUAUAUAGUUGUAUGUUGUUGAGCAAUGUGCAGGUUAUGCCACCG